Molecule: messenger RNA, 2589 nt
Organism: Helobdella robusta
Lineage: Eukaryota; Metazoa; Annelida; Clitellata; Rhynchobdellida; Glossiphoniidae
Exons: 11
Coding region: 186-1478 (430 amino acids)
Biological process (GO): protein phosphorylation; regulation of glucose metabolic process
Cellular component (GO): mitochondrion
Molecular function (GO): pyruvate dehydrogenase (acetyl-transferring) kinase activity
Source: RefSeq, a predicted model, not a curated record
GCACUUUGAAAAGUCUUCCUUCUACUGAUCAAGAUGGUGGUGGUUAUGAAAGGCUGGAUUCAAUAGUGAAAGAUUAAUAAUAACAACACCAACUAUAAUAAUAAUAAUAAACAAAACACAAUUAAAUGCACAUUUAAACUUGCUAGCAACAACUUGACUAGAAACAUUUAAACAUCUAAACGAAAAUGAAGUUAUCAGCGAGGCUUUUGUUGAGGGCCGUAGCCAGGAGUCGAUCGACGCUUGGCCAGCAGAUAGCAGACGACAUAGAGAGGUACUCGCAGCUGCAACCGACUGCACUUACGUUGCAGAACUAUAUUGAUUUUGGCAAAAGCAAAAAUGAAUUGAAUUCUUUGGACUAUCUGAUGAAAGAGCUCCCAGUAAGGUUCUCAAACAUAAUGAGGGAGUUUUACCUACUACCGCCACAAUUACUUGAAACCAGUUCUGUUCGAACGCUCCAAGGAUGGUACGAGCAGAGUUUUUUUGAGUUGAUGCAGAUGAAGAGAUUGCCAUUGAAUGACGAAAAGUCUAUUGAUAAAAUAAACGAUGGCUUGGAUUUUAUACGCAACCGGCACACGACGGUCGUAGAGACAAUGGCAGAGGGGAUCCUCGAACUCAAAGCCCAACAACAACACAACAACAACAAACUUCUACAACAACAACAACAGCAGCAAGAGGAGGAUCUUGAUAUUAGGGAUGUCUCUUCACCGGUCGACGCGCGCAUACAAUACUUCCUAGAUAGGUUCUACAUGAGUCGGAUUGGACUGAAUACAAUUCUCGGGCAACAUUUGGGCAUCUUUUCAAAGAAGAAGAAGAUAACCAUUGACGGCUACGUAGGCGAGAUCCAACUGAAAUGCGGCGUCAAGUCCGUGGCUGAAGAUGCAUUUGAUAAUGCAAGAUUCCUAUGCGAGCAGUACUACUCUGAUUGCCCAGAUUGCGAGUUUAUAUGCAGCGAUGAGACGACGAAGGGCUUGUUGGUUGACGAUGUGUACAUGUCCUACAUACCUUCUCACCUCUAUCACAUGAUCUUCGAAAUUAUCAAAAAUUCCUUGAGAGCGGUUGUUGAAUGUCACGGGGGCAAAGGUGAAGGUCAACUUCCAAAAGUCAAAGUCCUUAUAAGCAAAGGGUCACAGGAUGUCACUAUCAGAAUUUCCGACAGAGGGGGUGGUAUAAAGCGUAGUCAGUUGAAGCGUCUCUUCAACUACAUGUACUCGACAGCCCCCAGGCCCGACUGCGAAGGUCAGACGCCACUUGCGGGCUACGGUUAUGGAUUGCCUCUUUCGAAAAUUUACGCACGCUAUUUCGGCGGUAAUCUGUCGCUGUUCUCGGUCGACGGCUACGGCUCUGAUGCUACGAUUUGUCUGAAGUCAAAUCCAGCAGAGGCCUAUGAGGUCCUGCCAGUUUUCAACAGAGCAACAUCGCAGAAAUACACGCAAGCCACACAGAUACAAGAUUGGAGUUCUAAUCCUAUUGUUAGGUAAACUAUGCCGACCGCACCUACCUUGUAAUUAGUAUGGGGCCUAUAUUUUGGAGUAUAUAUAUAUAUAUGUAUAUGAUGCUAUGAAAGGUUUAUAUAUACACGCAACUGCUACAUUUUAUAGUAGGAUAAGUUUGAUGAAGCCAUUAUUUAUGAUAGAUGGAAUUACCUGCUAUACAAUAUGAUACCGUAAAUAAUAAUAAUAACAAUAAUCAUGGUAGUAGUAAUGAUAAUAAUAAAUGUAUAAAUGAUGAUGAUUAUGAUGAUGAUGGUGAUGAUGAUGAUGGUGGUGGUGGUAAGCAUAUACAUCCAUUUUUAAGUUAUUUGUUUGCAUGAAUCAAUAGUCCUGUUUCAUGUCAUAUAUAUAUAUAUAUAUAUAUAUAUAUAUAUAUAUAUAUAUAUAUAUAUAUAUAUAAACCUUGUAAAUAAUGUAUAGACAAUGUAAUUAAACAGUGAAUUUGAUUGAUUCACUUUUAAUUAUUAUUAUUCUUAUUUUCAUUUUUAUCCUGUUGAUAAUAUGAUUGUUGUUCAACAAUUUUUUAUGAUUACUAUUAUGUUUGUUAUUAUUAUUCUUAUUAUUUGCCGAGUUAUGAAGACAGAAUUUGGCUUUUACUAGAUAGUAUUAAUAUUUUUAUGGUUUGUUUGAAUGGGCUGCCUCGAUGUCAAUUGAUUGAUUGGUUAGUUGAUUAAUUAAUGUUUUAUUAUAUAGACAUGUUUCGUCAUAUAAAUUGUCUAGUUGAUAUUUACGUGGUUUAUACAUGGUUUUUAUAUAUCCAUGGGUUUAAAUAUCCAUUUAAUAAUGUUUGUUUAUUUAGUUUAAUGAGAAAUUGAAAUCUUGAAAGUUUAAUUUAUGUGUUUAAAAUUUGCAUUUUUCUUGCUUAUUUUAAGCAUAUAGUUUAGUGUAUGAUGAUGAACGAUUUUUUAAUUAAAUUUCGUUCAUUUUGAUGUUGAAGUUAUUCGUUUCAGUGGUUCAAUUGAAACGGGUUUACGGUAGAUAAAAAAGUUGGUUAGUUUUGUCAAAAAGUAUCAUCGUUUUAUUUAAAAUCCGAUUUCUAUGCAGUUUGUUUUUAAUAUCGCUCAUUGCGCUACGUUUUGUCAUUUUAAAUUUAAAAAAA